Tilletiaria anomala UBC 951 is the source of this 3108-nucleotide messenger RNA. RefSeq lists its product as uncharacterized. Gene Ontology annotation, biological process: proteasome-mediated ubiquitin-dependent protein catabolic process; regulation of proteolysis. The transcript is spliced from 5 exons. NCBI's taxonomy places the organism in Eukaryota, Fungi, Basidiomycota, Exobasidiomycetes, Georgefischeriales, Tilletiariaceae. Gene Ontology annotation, cellular component: cytoplasm. Gene Ontology annotation, molecular function: ubiquitin protein ligase binding. The coding region runs from base 134 to 3031 and encodes 965 amino acids. The record is from RefSeq and is a predicted model, not a curated record.
CCAUCAGCUGCCAGUCACGCUGCACGCAGCACACAGCACGCACGAUUAUACAACUCUGGACAUUAUUGUUGCUUGGCUCAUCUCGGCCAGGUAGACACCAGUGCGGCCCGUGGCGUCCGAUAGUGUUAAAGGAAUGGCUCGGCAAACAUACAGCAGGGACCCACCGGGCCCCUCCGUCAAUACAAGUGGUAUUACGGUGACGUCUGACUCACAAAGCUCCUCAUCUACGUCUGCCAUAUUCCUUGCUCAGCCCCUGACGGCAAGUGUAAACGACAUGCGGAAUUCAGAUACACCGGUAUCAAGUGAACCGUUAAGCUCUCAGACGGCGAUCCCAGCACCUGCAGCUCAUCCUGGGGGCUCGUCACUUCGAACCACGGCACCGCUCCCUGGGAGCUCGUCAGGGGUGUCCACGUCCAGCUCGGGCACCCUUGCCAACCGGGCGAAUACCAAUAUUGGCACGCCGACGGCAUCACCUCGACGGAUGUCCUCGAAUGUCCCCCGUCGAACGACUGCUGCCAGUGCCAGCGCAAGCUCUGCACCGGGGCCAACAUUUGCCUCGCUAUCCGGCCCUUAUCAUUCUGGCAACACAGGCAGAAGUCCAGCUACCGGCACCGAACAUGCAAUGUCAGCAGGUUCAUCCUCCUUUGCAAACCGCUCCAAUCCAUCAUCGCAUAUUCCCCAGAAUGCAACGCUGGGCAGCGGCUUCCGGGCUUCGGGCUCGUCCCAUUUUGGCUUCAACACCAACACGCCAGCUUCGUCCAGCGCUGCAGCGACAAACGCUUUCGCAUUUUUCAAUUCAAAUGCUGGCACUUCGUCCCCUCGGCUCGCGAACACCACCAUUUCAGGGUUGCCUGCGCGUGCGGGUUACAGCAAUAGCGCUAUUCAUUCAGGCAUAGGGGGUAUGCCCACGAGACACGGUCUGGCAUCGACCAGCUCUGUUGGAAGCCAUGCACACUCGAAUGAUAUCGCACACCGUGGAAGAGCGCUUGAUACCGAAUUUCGGAUUUUUAGUCGCUUUGAUGAGACACGCGCUGUUUCAUUCACCUGGACUAUUGCUGAGCUUGCGCUACUGCGUGACGAGGUAGAGAACUCGGCCGCUCCGUUCGAUCCAGCGGUCGAAGGCGUAAGGGGAGGGACCGACGAGUCUGUCGCGCGUUCCGUGAGCGCAGGUGCGGGCAAGAGCGAAAUUUGGACCACUCAGCCGAUGUUUGACGACAAACGCUGGAAGCUGGAGCUGGUCAGGACGACCCGCCACCUGCAGCCUACAGAAGCUCCGGCAGAGGACACGGCCAGCUCUGCCACUGUACUGAGCGUGUACCUGACCUCCACCGUGUUCGAGUACUCCAGCCCCGACUUGGAGUUCGAUGCGGCGAUCAUGAUUGGCCUCCGGCCGGCUCAAACUCAAAGAGGUCUACGUCAAUAUGGCAUGAAUGAUUGGCUGUGGCAAGUCUUCGAAGGAUACACCUUUGACCGAGAAAACGACUUCUACGAGUGCCAUGGCCUUCCAUCGCUGUCAGAGCUCCUGCAAAAUCCCGCGGUAGCAAAGCACGACGCGGUAGCCCUCACAGUGCAGAUUGUGCUAGGUCCAGGACUGGUUCACGCGGUACCGGAUAAAGACCACAUGCCACCCAUGAUACUCUUCCCGCAGCCGAACACACACCAAGUCCCCAAAUCGAUGCUCACUUCGCUUGAGAGCCUGCUUGAUUGCUCGCGUACAGGAGACGUGCGCUUGAUCGUGCGCGAGCGUGGCUGGGUACCAGCAUCGUCGAUGAUCGGCGAAGAUGGAUCAGAGCUGCAUGGUAUACCAUCUGUAGCUGUUCGACCCUAUCCGCUUGGCGCACAUAUCGAGUUUGACGAAGAUAAUGAGGAGGACUCGCCAGUCGUCGUGAUUCGAGAUCGCAUCAUCUGGGCACAUAGUGCCGUUUUGCAAUCUCGCAGCAGCUACUUUGCAACCAUGCUUGACAGCGGCUUUUCGGAAGGACAAGGACUCUCUGCCAAUACCAACACUCCCGAUGCCCAUCACCAGCGCCGUUUCAGCACGCUCUACAUUCCUGAUGCAGACUUUGCAACUGCCUACUGGCUGCUUCGUUUCCUCUAUGUUGGUGAGAUCGACUUUUCGCACGACGAAGACGUCAAGGAGGAGAUCAUGGAUGGUGUCUGGGCGAUCCGCAACGGCAUGUCUUCCGUGGGAGGUACAGCAGGCAGCAGCUUCCUGCGAAGAUGGAUCAAAGUGAACGACCUGCAACAGCCAGAUGUCAUCUCCCUUGAGCCACAUGCGCAUCCAGACCCGGCGGGGCCACAUGCAACAGUUCAUGUCCCGCAGCCAUCAGCUAGCAGGACCCAUCGCGGCUUAAGCGCUCGGACAUCUGCGAGCUCGGUAUCUUCAAGCAUCAGCGCUGCGGGGGGCCAUGACCUACCGCAACAGCCUCCGCCCCUGUCGCCUUCUCAUGCCGGUCACGAAGCUGGUGGUCCUAUGUAUGCAAGCAGCCGCGGUGCCCGCUUCCCUUCGAAUUCGGGCGCGCGCAGUGCGUCCGGAAGCGUAAGGCGCAGUGUCUCCAGCGAUCGCACGCAUCCCCCGAUGAUGAGCAGCAGCACGUUGCAGCAGCAGCAUCAUCAGCAGCAGCCGGCCGCGGAAUACAAUGUUUGGGCGAGCCUUGCUGAGCCGACUGCAGACGAGCACGUCCACCCGUGCAGUAAAGCCCCGCCUGCGAGUGCUCUGGCCAUGUACAAGCUUGCCCAUCGCUAUGGCCAGGCCUCUCUCGAGCGGCUCGCCAAGCGACAUUUGAUCACCGGCCUCACACCGCGCAACGCUUUUGCGAUGUUGCUCGCGACAUCGCUCUAUCCUGACGUCCAUGCAGGCGUCAAAGAAUACGUUUACUUCCACUGGGCCGCCGUAUCUGCGACCCAAGAGUUUGAACAGUGUUGCGACGAGGUGUCAACCGGGGAGUGGGGUGUGGACGCUGGACGUUCCCUUCGUUCCUUCAUGAGAUCGCUCGUGUCCCCAUAUGGCACCCGUGCCGAAUCUGUCUGAUCAAUGACGCCGGCAUUGACUUAUUUUGUAGAGUUACCUCGCACUUGUUGUAUCAAAAUAGCAGACGAGUAUUGCAC